AUCAGCAUCAAAAACAAACUCUUCACAAGGAUCAAAUUCAAAGGAAAGUCCAGCACCAUCAAAAGCACCAUUGCCUGCUCCUUCAUUAUCACCAUCAUCAACACCAACACUAGCAUCCCCAUUAGGUAAACACCAAUUUUGGAAAAGCGAAGUCAUUAUAGGUGUUGGAAGUGGGGGUGUGGUAAUGGGAGUAUUCAUUAUAUGUAUCAUAGUUUGUUGCUUUAGAUACAAGUUAUUUACUCCACUGAUCAGAUGUUGUUUGACCACAAAGAAUGACCAAGAUAUUGAAGCAUUCUUAAAAGUUCAUGGAGCCGUGUCACAAAAAAGAUACAAAUUUGCAGAAGUCAAGAAGAUGACGAAUUCCCUCAAAGUUAAACUUGGUCAAGGUGGUUUCGGUGCAGUGUACAAAGGACAACUACCCUCAGGCAUCCCUGUGGCUGUAAAACUAUUGAAUGGAUCCAAAAGAAAUGGAGAAGAAUUUAUGAAUGAGGUUGCUAGCAUCAGUCGAACCUCUCAUGUCAACAUUGUGUCACUUCUUGGAUUUUGCUUUGAAGGUAGCAAGAAAGCUCUCAUCUAUGAGUUCAUGGCUAAUGGUUCUCUGGAAAAGUUUAUCUACAAAAGAGGGACAGAAACCAUAACAUCGUUGAGUUGGGAGAAUUUAUACCAAAUCUCGAUAGGAACAGCUCGAGGGUUGGAGUACUUACACAGAGGAUGCAACACUCGAAUUUUACAUUUUGAUAUAAAACCACAUAAUAUUCUUUUGGAUGAGAACUUGUGUCCAAAGAUAUCAGAUUUUGGGUUAGCAAAGCUGUGUCCCAGAAAAGAGAGCAUUAUUUCCAUGGCAGAUACUAGAGGAACAAUGGGGUAUGUGGCUCCAGAAAUGUGCAAUAGACAAUUUGGUGGAGUUUCACACAAGUCAGAUGUUUACAGUUAUGGGAUGAUGUUGCUGGAAAUGGUAGGAGGGAGGAAGAACAUUGAUGCUGAAGUGAGUCAUACAAGUGAGAUAUACUUCCCACAUUUGGUGCACAAGAGGCUUGCCCUGGACAAGGAUUUAAGACCUGAUGAAGUGAUGAGCACUGAAGAAAAUGAGAUUGCAAAGCGAAUGAGCAUAGUAGGUUUAUGGUGCAUUCAAACCUUUCCAAAUGAUAGACCUACGAUGAGCAAAGUAGUGGACAUGCUGGAAGGCAACAUCAAUUUCUUGGAAAUGCCACCAAAACCUAUGUUUUCUUCACCUACAAGAUCUGACAGCUGAAUCUUCCUCUUACAUUUCAUUACUACAUUUGCAUUCUUGGUACUUUCUAAUAUGUACAGCUAAUGGAUCUUUUAUGUGUGGCAAACUGCUUUUACGUUUUCUGCAAAUCAGAACAACAUUGCCUUAGAUGGCCUCCUUGUAACAAGCCAAAUCAAAAUACAUAUAUAA
Molecule: messenger RNA, 1420 nt
Organism: Vigna angularis (adzuki bean)
Lineage: Eukaryota; Viridiplantae; Streptophyta; Magnoliopsida; Fabales; Fabaceae
Product: LEAF RUST 10 DISEASE-RESISTANCE LOCUS RECEPTOR-LIKE PROTEIN KINASE-like 2.4
Exons: 3
Coding region: 185-1252 (355 amino acids)
Biological process (GO): protein phosphorylation
Molecular function (GO): protein kinase activity; ATP binding
Source: RefSeq, a predicted model, not a curated record